Molecule: messenger RNA, 5679 nt
Organism: Pollicipes pollicipes
Lineage: Eukaryota; Metazoa; Arthropoda; Thecostraca; Pollicipedomorpha; Pollicipedidae
Product: serine protease nudel
Exons: 35
Coding region: 6-5645 (1879 amino acids)
Biological process (GO): proteolysis
Cellular component (GO): membrane
Molecular function (GO): serine-type endopeptidase activity; protein binding
Source: RefSeq, a predicted model, not a curated record
CGGUCAUGCCGCUUAUCGAGUCGCCCAGCCGUGGCUCCAGCGGCAGCUACCACGUCCAGCGGGCGGAGCGGCGCCAGCUGGGCGCGGCUCGCAGUAACGUCUCUGGUGGCGCCACCUCAGAACCCGACUCAGGACAGCGGCGUGUGCACCCUCGCUGGGUAUGUCAGUCCCUGGCAACCGACCGGUCGGCAAGCGUACCCUCUGUCGCGGACGGGUCCACCCCCGGCUCGGACGUGUUUGUCCAGGCCAAGUCUGAGAAGAAAGCAAGGUUCCAGAUGACGCCUCACCCUGUGACGGGCCAGCAUCUGAUCAUGCCACCGGGCAGGAGGCGGAGCGUGAGCAGAACUUCCCGCUCAGCACAGCCUGAGGAGCGAGAGGGCAACCAGUCGCUGGUGUCUGAAAACGCUCGGCAGGCUGAACGCAAUCGCCGCAUCUGCUGCGGCCUGCUCAUCCUGUUGGCCACGCUCGUGCUGGUGGCCAUCUGUGUUGGCGUUCUCGUCACAGAAUUAAAACGAAAAAGCGCGUCUCACCGAACCUCGACGACUGACGCCGAGCACCUGAAAACCGGCGCUGCCAUCAACCCGCCACCUGGCGACACAUCGCCACUGCCAUCUACCGACCAAGUGGUACACUUCCCGCUCCCGUCCGCCGCGACGACCACUGAGAGCCCGGAGACGCACAAAACGACUGCUGACAAGUCACCGAUUGCAACUGGAGGACCGACGACGCACCAAAUGGUUGACGAUGCGUUGAAGGUAGCCACAAGUGGUCGCGAAGCAGUGGCUAACCAGCGCGCGGGCGGCGCGACCUCCGCGACCGCCGGGGGUCCGCUGUACGCGCCCGAGGUGACCACCGGGGGGACCAGCGAGCGGACCACGACUGGCGUCGACCACCGGCCGGUGGGCGGCUGGGUGCCCGGCGACACUGACAUCCCUCUGAUGUCCAGCAGACCGCCCUGGCUACUUCCGCAGGCGACGGCCGACCAGCGGCGGUCUCACUCGCCAGCCGCCAAUGAGAACCGCGAUGCCAUACUAAUAGCCGAUCAAAAACGCGGCGAUGCGCCGUCAACCAGUGGGAAACAUAGCGAUGCAUUUACAGCCAAUCAGAGCCAUGCCCACAACCGCACAGCCAAUCAAACCUUCGACGAUGCCCCGGAAGCCAAUCAGCAACAGCCGCCGAGUAACGCGACGACCAGCCCGGCGGCAGGAGGCACGGAGCGCACGGAGCGGGACACAGAACGGCGCGGGCCUGAGGUCACUCGGCUCCUGGCCGGCCCGGAGCUGUCCCCCAGCAUCGGUCGGCCGGCUACCAUCGAUGGGCCUGUUGCUGUCAAGGACGAUGGGCUGCACCUGCCCGGACUGCCGGUUGCCGCUGUGGCUUACAGCUCGGAGCCCGAUUGGCUGCCGCUGCACUUGCGCCCGCCAGCGCAGAUGUUGGGCGACGUGGUGGCGCCUAAAAGCCGGAGGGGCGCCUCCUGCUUCGGCCCGCGCUCCAUGGUCUGCCCCGGCCAACCGAACCUGUGCGCCGUGCGCUGCGACAGCGUCGUCGAAUGCGCCGACAUUUCGGACGAGCGGAACUGCGCAUGCGCAGACCGGCUGGCGCCCAGUCUGCAGUGCGAUGGUUACUUCGAUUGCCCCGACGAGAGCGACGAGUCUGCAUGCGACGGCUGCGCCGUGGACGAGUUCUCGUGCUCGUCCCAUCCAGAGCUGGGGGGACGCUGCGUGCCACGCCGACUGCGCUGUGACGGCAAGGAGGACUGUACCAACGGCCGAGAUGAGCAGGCCUGCCUCCAUCUCAGCAGUGACGUCACGCCUCGACAGGUGUACCCCCUGGUGGUCAACUACGGAUUCAUGCAUCGUCAAAUAUCCGGCAAAUGGCUUCCUGUAUGCUACAACGGCCAAGACAUGCAGCUCUACGCCAUUGAAGUUUGCGAGCAGAUUGUCGGGAGGUACACCAUCGGCACGGCUUCGUCCGGGCCGCGCACGUACCGGCCGGGCUACGACGGACCGUUCGCCGAGCUGGGCGGGACGUUCUCCGAGGUGGCCGGGUGCCGGACCGGCUCGGCCGUGUUCGUCAAGUGCCCGCCGCCAGAGUGUGGCCACAGCGCGGGGCAGCAGACCUCCGGCAGGUCACGGGAGCCGCGCAGCCAGCCGGAGUGGUUGGCCGCCGCUGAGACCCGUCUGACCGUGGGGCAAGAGCUGACCUUCGACGCGGCCGACUUCGACCUGCAGACUCCGCCGCCGCCGCCGAGGCUGCCGCCGCCGCCCGCGGACAUACCGGAGGACGUGGAGGUGUUCCAGCCGGUCGUGAGGCGGGGGCACCGCGGCGAGCGGCCGCCGGGGCCGGCGGCACGCGACCACGACGGUCGGAUCGUGGGCGGCGCUCGCAGCGCGCCCGGCCGCUGGCCCUGGCUGGUGGCCAUCUACAGGGACGGCGUGUUCAGCUGCGGCGGCAGCGUGCUCACCGCCCGCUGGGUGUUGUCGGCCGCCCACUGCUUCCAGAGGUUCGAGAGAUACCGGUACGAGAUUCAGGCUGGCAUGCUUCGCAGGCAGAGCUUCGCUCCAUACGAACAGUCUCGCUUCGCAAGUCACAUCAUCAUCCAUCCGGACUACAACAGGCGGAUCUACUCGAACGACCUAGCGUUGGUGCGGCUGUCGCGGCCGCUGGCGCUGACCCAGUGGAGCGCGCCCGCCUGCCUGCCCGAGGCCACCGACGUCCUGGCGCCGGGCACGCGCUGCACGGUGGUCGGCUGGGGCCAAGUCGAUCAGGGCGGCCCCGAGGUCGAUGACAUGAUGGAGGUGGAGCUGCCGGUGCUGUCCUACUGCCCCGAACGCUACGACAACAUCACCAUCGAGAUCUGCGCCGGGCCCCUGGAGGGCGGCAAGGACUCCUGUCAGGGCGACAGCGGCGGGCCCCUGCUCUGCAGGUCGGCAGACGGCCGGUGGAAGCAGCACGGCAUCGUGUCCCACGGGCGCGGCUGCGCGCUGCGUAACUCCCCGGGCGUGUACACGCGGGUCUCCUACUUUCGGCACUGGAUCGACCGGUUCACAGCCGUGGACACUGCCGGCGCCGACCGGUUUCCGAAGCAGCGCUGCCCGACGCGACUGUGCCACCUGAGAGGCGGCAUGUGCCUGACCGAGUCCCAGUUGUGCAACCAGCAAGUGGACUGCCUGGGCGCCGAGGAUGAAAGAUUCUGCGGACCAGGCGGCGAGGAGAUCUUGCCCGUGUCGACGCCGGCCAGCCCGCCCGUGUCCAACGCCACUAUAUCCUCGGCCACCGCAGACGGCGCCGAUGAGGUUUUCGGCCCGCCGGACGUGCCGACUCCCCGGCCGACAUCCGCGGCCGGCGCAACACCCCCCGCUGUCUCCAACGGCUCGGCGGCAGCCCUAUGUGCGGACGACGAGUUUAAAUGUAUCAGCCUGCCCCACUGUGUGCCGGAAUCCCAGCGCUGCGACCUGCGCCCGCAAUGCGGCGACUUCUCGGACGAAGCCUCCUGCACCCCGCUCGACUACCUGGUCCGACAUGAGCAGGACCGGCUGUGUGACCAUGAGGUGGACCUGGCAGACACGUCCGACGAAGAGUUCUGCUGUCCCCGGAACCCGGACGACUAUUACUGCCGGCACAGCCAGCGGACGAUUCCCAGGCGCUGGUGCUGUGAUCGCGACAUCGACUGUGAAUAUGGCGAGGACGAGGCGGACUGCGUUGCCCUGGUUGGCAGCGACACGGACACGAUCGAGCUGGACAGGAUGGGCCGGCCGCUGAACCGACUGCGCGGGCUGGUGGCCAUCAAAUCAGACUUCCACUCGGGCGCCGCGUGGUCCCCAAUCUGCGCCGAUCCUGACAGCUGGAUGAGCAAAUACUCUGACAUCCUCUGCAACUACCUGCACCAGGGGGUGGUGCUGAACGAGCGCUUCGUCUCCGCCGAUGACGGGGACCGUACGCCCGUGUACCCGCUCGGGGAGGAGCUGUACACCUGCGAGGAGCUCCAGGACGAUGGACGGGUGGCGCCCGGCAUGACCGUCAAGGAGCAUCUGAUGCCGCGCACGCUUGACCACCCGUUGGUCCACCUCAACCACUUGCUAAACGGCCAAAAGGCGUCGGUGGUGCCAUACUCCCUGGCCGGGCGCCAGCGGUGUAGCACGCUCUCGCCCGGCGUCGGUGGUGCCACACUCCCUGGCCAGGCGUCGAUGGUGCCCCACUCCCCGGCCAGGCGCUCCGGGGUAUGGCCCAUGUACGUCACCGUAUACGUGGACGGUGCCGUGGUGACCGGAGCGACUCUCAUCAGCCCCAGCUGGGUGAUGACGUCAUCCGAGGCGGUUGACCUUAUCAGCCCCUCGUCCGACUACGUCGCCGUGCGGGCGGGCGAGCACCGGCGGCAGCUGUUCGCCACGCCCGCCCACCAGACGGUGCGCGUCGACUUCCGCUCCCGCGACGGGCGACCGACCAUAGCCCCUGCGCUGCUCUCCUCCUACACCCUGAGGGCGAAGUGUCGUGUGACUGCCGGCAGGAGCUCUGCUCUGAGGCACGUGGACUACUGCUUCGCUGUCGGCUGGGGUGGUGGCGCAGUGCAGGGUGUGAAGCUCCGCCUCGACCCCGUGUGCCCCGAGGAUAUGGUCUGCACCCUGCCGGCGCCCACAGCACGCUGCCAGAGUGCCGGCGACUGGUCGGGAGCGUUGCUGUGCCGGGGGGUCGACUUGCUCUGGCGGGCGGCUGCCGUGUUCCGCGAGCACGGUCCGCACUGCUUCGGCCGGAAGCGCCGGUGGCGCCGCCUGUCGGCCACUCACCUGCGCCGGCGGCUCGACUGCCUCAACAUCUCGCUGACGGCGCCGCCGGAGCUGGGCCAGCUGUUCCGGGAUGAGCUGCUGGACAGCUGUACCCCAUCAGUGGCGAUCGCCGAACCUCCGUGCUCGGGUCACCGGUGCACCUUGGGGCAGUGCAUCCACCCAACCAAGGUGUGUAACGGCGCGCCCGACUGCGACGAUGGCUCGGACGAGGUGGACUGUGAUUUCAACGUCACAUCUUGCAUCACUCCCAGCGGCCAGUGUGACUGCGCGGAUGGCCAGAUCAUGUGCGCGGAGAGCGGCACCUGCCGACCUUACCGCGCCUACUGCGACGGCCGCGCCGGCUGCCUCAACGGCGCCGAUGAGCCCGACAUCUGCACCUGCCGCGGCUUCCUCCGGCUGGCGGCGCCGGAGCUCAUCUGCGACCAGAAUGUCGACUGCAUAACGGGCGAUGACGAGUUUGGCUGCAGAUACGAAACGGACAGAUUCCGCUGCUACCGGAACCCCGAAGUCAGCCUGAUCCCGCGCUCGGAGGUGUGUGACGUCAGCUACCAGUGCGCCGGCGGAGAGGACGAGGAGCACUGCGUAUGCCUGCUGAUACAGCUGCCCGCCAGCGUGCCCGAUCACCAGGGCAGGCCGAGCUUCAACGUCAGCGAGACCCUGCUGGGGUCUCCUCGCUGCGACUCCGAGGGUUUCCUGGUGGUGCGUAUGCACGGCCGCUGGAUGGCCGUCCCGGAGCGGGUGUGGAGAGAGGAGCGCUCGCGCCAGGUCUGCGCCAAGCUCGGCUAUCGCCAGGUGGAGUUCACAGAUAUGCGAGAAAUCCCAGGCAGUGAAAAGUCGGCGGUUUACAUAUCGUGCGAGUAAUGUAUCGCGGGCGAAAAUUGCGCUGCGCAUCGAC